This is a messenger RNA of Punica granatum (pomegranate), 1079 nucleotides long. Lineage: Eukaryota; Viridiplantae; Streptophyta; Magnoliopsida; Myrtales; Lythraceae. The record is from RefSeq and is a predicted model, not a curated record.
GCGGGCCGUUUGCUUUCUGAAGUGCAAGUUUCGAGAGUUGUUACGGCUGAGUUUAAUUAACCAAGAAGUUCUAUCACGGGGCAUAUUCUGUUUCAGGAGCCUCCAGUUGCAAACUUCCAUAGCUACUAACAAGAAAGGGAUUAUUACGAGGGCCCUGAGAGGCUGAGACAUCAAUGUGCUGCUCAUCUAUAAGUUCGGAACUCUCUUGUUCGACUAUAUCGGGGACCUGAGAUUGGACAGAACUGCUAAGGAGAUGGCUAAGGCUGGAAAGUUGCUCCUUUUGGACUGCUGGGUCAGUCCGUUCUGUAUGCGGGUCAAGAUUGCGCUAGGCGAGAAAGGGGUUGAUUUCGAGCUCCAGGAGGAGAACCUGUUUGGGGGUAAGAGUGAGCUACUGCUCACUUCCAACCCGGUUUACCAGAAGGUGCCAGUGCUGCUCCACGAAGGGAAACCGUUAUGCGAGUCCACCAUCAUCGUUGCAUACCUCGACGAGACCUGGGCCUCCCCACCCUUGCUCCCACCCUGUUCAUACGGGCGAGCCCAGGCCCGGUUCUGGGCCGACUUUGUUGACAAAAAGGUGUUUGAUACCGGAAAGGGGAUAUGGGGCAGCAUCGGAGAAGAAAAGGAGGCGGCCACCAAGAGCUUCAUUGAGAUCCUGAAGCAGCUCGAGGCUGAAGCGCUCAAAGAGAACUACUUCGGUGGUGAUACGUUCGGGUUUGUGGACAUCAUAACAAUCGCCGUGACCUCAUGGUUCCCUGUCUAUGAGAAGUUCGGAGGCUUCAAGGUGGAGGACCACUGCCCAAAGCUCUCGGCCUGGAUCAGGAGGUGCAUGCAGAGGGAGACUGUCGCCAAGGUCAUCCCCGACCCAGAGAAGGUCUGCGAGUUCGUGGCCAUGAUGAGAAAGAUGCACGGUCUCGAGUAGGCAUAUACGAGACCGUGGAUAAUAGCUUUGUUUGGAAUGUACUGUUCCAUCAUUACCUCUUCAAAUAAGGGAUGAAAAAUAUGGUUGAGAAUAAAUCAUUUUCCUUCAUCUUGCAAAGUCAUAAAGAACAAAGAUAAUCUGACCAUGCAGGUUUGAGGUC